This is a messenger RNA of Cryptomeria japonica (Japanese cedar), 1074 nucleotides long. Its product is annotated as F-box/kelch-repeat protein At1g80440. The record is from RefSeq and is a predicted model, not a curated record. The transcript has a single exon. NCBI's taxonomy places the organism in Eukaryota, Viridiplantae, Streptophyta, Pinopsida, Cupressales, Cupressaceae. Gene Ontology annotation, molecular function: protein binding. Gene Ontology annotation, biological process: regulation of phenylpropanoid metabolic process; negative regulation of cytokinin-activated signaling pathway. The coding region runs from base 1 to 1074 and encodes 357 amino acids.
AUGGGAUCUCUUAUUCCUGGUCUUCCGGAUGACAUGGGGUGGGAAUGCCUGGUGAGGGUGAAGUUGAACGCUCAUCACAUCCUCAGGUGUGUCUGCAAAAGCUGGAACGACGCAUUGAAAAGCCCCCACUUUUAUCAAGAAAGAAAAAGAUUGAAGAUUUCCGAGCAACGGAUUUGUAUGCUCCUUUGCAGAGAGGACAUUCGCGACAGAGUAGUUGUAUACGACCCGGAGAAUAACUCGUGUAAAACUCUACCAGCCAUUCCGGGAAAAAAUGACGCCAUGUUUUGCUGCCAUUUCGUGAAACAAAAACUGGUUUUGAUUGCGGAUUAUAAUUUCGACCAUACAAGACGUUGUAUGUGGUUGUACGAUUUUGCUUGUUCGAAAUGGCGGAAGGGUGCAAAAUUGCCAUAUUGCCGAAAUUUUUCAAGAUUUGCCUCCGCAGUGGAUGAGGCGGAGGGACUGAUUUAUGUUGGUGGAGGGUAUUGCAGUUCUGACAAUCGUAGAUGGUAUCGCAAAGGUCGAGGGUAUUGCAGGUUUCACAAUGGUGGAGUGCGCAAGGUGUUUGGUAAACCCGUCCGUAGCGCUUCAGUUUACAAUGUGGAGAAGAACAAGUGGUAUCAUCUCCCCGACAUGAACACCUGCAUGGAGUUCCAUAGCGGUCAUUUUGUUGACGGCAAGUUUUAUGUAAUGGGACCUUCUAACAGUUUUGAGGUUUUUGAUUCCUACACGAGAAGCUGGAAAACUAUGGAGAAUAGUUUCGACACUCCGCAUUUCGUAAGUGGAUUUGGGCGCUUUUAUUGCUUGUCUGGUAGCGGACUGAUUGAAUAUGACUAUAAGCAAGAUAAACUGCACAUUGUCGGGCCUGUUCCAACGGAGGGUUGGUGCCGAUUCACUCACUGUGCAGUGGUUGGCAAUAAAAUCUUUGUGAGCAAACAGGAUCAUACAAUUGAAGGUCGAUGUUUUUAUAUGCUUACACCUCCAAGUGAGACAAGAGGAACAGUCGAGGUGAUUCGCAUUAAGAGAUCAUCGGGCCUCCAGGAUGAGCUUACAGGAGCUGCUACCCUGGAUCUUUGA